AUGACAUCACUUCAGCCCUCAAUGUCCUCAUACACCAAAGCUAGCCAAAAGAUGUGGUUUACUUAUUCAUCAGGCAGCAAUGAAUUUCAACGUGGACUUUUGGGUCUCAAAGAUUCGUAUAUAGUUGGCAAUCUGUGUCUCCAAUUUCCUGAAUCCAAACCUCUGAAAGCUAAGAGAAUUGAAGUACUUAUUACAGGUGCCGAAUGUGUUUCUUGGACCCAAACUAUUGGCAAUCAAGUUCAUACAUAUAACUACAAGAAAAAAAUUCUAAAUCAAUCAUUAUUGCUGUGGGAGAGCAAAGGUUUGAAGGAAGAAAUAUACAAAGAUAUUACGAAAAUAAACUAUCCAUUUCAACUUUCAUUACCUAAUGAUUUACCACCAUCGAUGGAUUUAGGAGUUGGACUUAUCUACUAUACAGUGAAAGCCAGAAUUAUAAGGAAAUCUAAUAUUUUGAAAUUUCAAAGCUCUCAGAAGAAGAUUAAAUGCAAAUGUUUAAUUACACGAUAUAACCCAAUGCCAAGACCAGAAACUGUUCGAUGGAUAGAAUGGGAUAAUCCAAAAGCUUUAAAAUGUGGAUUGAGUUAUGAUAUCUCGAUGGAUUAUAAUACAUUUGGGCCUAAUAAUCCUAUUAUUGUAAAAUUAAUAGUUAAAUUUUUAAAACCGAAUUUAAAUGUGAAAGAAAUAUUUAUUGGAUUGAAAGAAUAUCAUAAAUUCAGAGCAGCAGGAAAUACAAAAAAGUCAAAACGUUAUAUUCAGGAAAGAAAGAUAUUUGGAGACCAGCUUCAAGUAAUGUUAAAUAAUGUAUGGUCGCAUAAUUGUAGAAUUGACAUGCAAGAUAAUGAAGCUAAUUGGACUACCAAAAGACACAAUAUUAAUGUGCAUCAUAAAGUUAAAGUCAAAAUUAGGUUUGGACCUUUUGGACCAAAAAAUAUCAAUUUAGAAAGUGAUGUUAAUAUUAUGAAUAUUUUGCGAAUUGAUCAAGAUUAUUAA
Cetraspora pellucida is the source of this 990-nucleotide messenger RNA. The record is from the annotation of a GenBank genome assembly. NCBI's taxonomy places the organism in Eukaryota, Fungi, Glomeromycota, Glomeromycetes, Diversisporales, Gigasporaceae.